UCAGGGAAUAGAGCAUGAAUAACGGUACUCCACAAUAUUUACUGAAAUGCUUCAUUGCCCCACCAACGUCGGUCAUCCAUGGCGCAUAUAAAUAAACUAUUAAAUAGCCAAUACUGGCAUUUUCGUUUGUAGAUUCAGACGAGCACUUCAGCACUGCGAGCUAUUUAUUCAGUCUUAAGAUGGCCUGGAUCUGGAAGAAGAAGUCAGUCAUAGUGACCAGUCUAAUUGUGGCGGUGUCUCUGUUUUUGGUGGUGAUUAAUUACUCAGAGAAACCCUACUUCCUGCUGCAGCCUGUAUUCGGCCAGAGCUUCAGUAGAAACUGGAUGUUCUCUCGCCCGCCGCAAAAACCCCACCGCGGCUACCUCAGCGUCCCCGACCAGGAGCCGUUGAAGCUGCAUUGUGAGGUUUGCAGUAUAGUGUCCAGCUCUGGGCAGAUGCUGGGGCGUGAAGCAGGAGCUGAGAUCGACCAGUCCUCCUGCAUAUGGAGAAUGAACAACGCACCCACGCGCGGCUUUGAGAGGGAUGUGGGCCGCAGGACAGACCUGAGAGUGGUGUCUCACACUAGUGUUCCUCUGCUAAUCCAAAAACCCCAGCACUUCUUUGGCCAGGGGAAUGAGACCAUCUAUGUGGUGUGGGGACCCUUGCGCAACAUGAGGCAGGAUGGCAAGGGCAUCGUGUACAACAUGCUGCGGCAAGCGGUGGAAAACUACCCACAUGCGCGCAUCUACGUCACCACAGAAGACCGCAUGAAUUACUGCGACACUGUUUUCAAGAAGGAGACGGGCAAAGACAGGAUUCAGUCGGGGUCGUAUCUCAGCACCGGCUGGUUCACACUCAUUCUGGCCAUGGACAUGUGCAAGGAGAUCCGAGUCUACGGCAUGAUCAAUGACACGUACUGCAAAUCAGAAGGCUACAGGAAGGUGCCGUACCACUACUACGAAGCGGGAAGUCGUGACGAAUGUGCCGAAUACCUCUUGCACGAGAGUGCCCCUUACGGCGGCCACCGGUUCAUCACAGAGAAGGCUGUGUUUGCAAAGUGGGCUAAGACACACCCCAUCAAGUUUUUCAGUCCGGAGUGGCAGCUGUCAUGACCAAGACUCCCAUUGUUUCAGAAUAUCCCCUGAUACUACAACUCUGUUGGCUCGUUCCCCCUGCAUCGUAAAGUAAUUUACACGCAAUGGCUAAACGAAUCAUUCCAAUUGCGAUGUCAAAUGGCAGUUGUCUGAGUGAAGUAAGUAUCCCAUUGUGACCAUGAAGAGACGUCUUGAUCCUAGUGUGAUCAAAUAGUGGAUUUUGCAUGUUCUCAUUUUAUACUCAUCUGGACAAUCAGUAGUGUAUUUUUUCAGAGCACACGUAUUGCAGAAAAAAUCUACAAAGAACGUCACAUCCUUGCUUUAGCUUUCAUCACCUUAUAGGUUCACUUUAGGGCUGGCCGAUAUACCAAAUAAUUUAUAAAAUGACAUCUUGAUAUUUUUCAGCAUUUUAAAUAUAUUUAUAUAUUUGCUCUGAAAUAGGUUAGGGAUUGCAUUUUUGCAUUUAAAAACAUGAGACGCAAAAAAGUGGAAUGCAAAAUAUCUACGUUUAGAGAUUCAUUUUUUACAAGUUGAACUACUUUUAAUUUGAGCACCCAGUUUUUAGACUGCUGUGUCACAUGUCAUGUUUUUUCUAACAAACCAUUUCAACUAAACAUCCACCAGAGUAUGUGAGCGGAGCAGAGUGGGAGCGGUGUGAUUUUUAAUGGAGUGAGGAGCGGACAUUUUUUAAAGUCGGAGCGUCGUGGUUUUUACUCGCUCCCAGAGCACUCCAGCAUCGCCCCAUCACGAGUACAAUUCAUGACAACAACCCAUAAUUUAUUUAAUUUAUUAUACAUUAUGAACAGAACUGUGGUAUUUCAAACACACUGAAAUAGUUUAGACGCGGAGCGGUGUUUCUGGUAUCAGUGAGCGGGGAGUGGAGCGGGAGCGGGAAACGGUGAACCCGAAGCGGAGCGGUUAUAAAAUGUCUGGAGCGCAGAGGGGAAAUUGUUGUCGCUCCGCUUCGCUCACAUACUCUGACACCCACUGUAGCCAUCAGAUUCAACAUGAUUAAUGCAAAGAAGUAAAGUAUAGGAUUUUUUCUUUUUUUUUACUCUGAAUAAACCCAAGGAAGAAUGAUAUUUAAUUGUUAUCAUUCAUCUAAACCAGUAUAUUUAAAUUUAUUUUUUAUAAACAGCCACUGUAGCCAAUUCAGUUCAUUGGAUUAUUUGUGAAAAUACGCUUUUCACCACUUGAUAGUCAUUUUAAUGAUUUGAUCAUCUGAACCAAUUCAGCUAACAAAUAGCUGAAUCAGAAUAUUGCAAAAAUUAAUUAAACUUACAAACUCUAAUGAAUUUAGAAUUUAGUAAUGCUACUAAAUCAGAUUCUAAAUCAGGAAACCUAAUAGCCAAAUUAAAAUCACAUUAAAUGUGAUGAUUCACAGUGCUGCUUAUUUUUAUAUUGCCUGCAACAUAAUCAUGAAAAUUUGCUAUAUCGUCCGGCCCUAGUUUCAUUUUUUUUUUUUAUACUAUGGUUAUUUUUGUCUCGUAGACAACAGAUGUUAGGAAAACAGUCAGUGUAAAACGUUUUACUUUCAUGCAAAACUUCCAAAAAUCAUUACCCCAAAAUCCUACAGAUUUUUUCACUACACCACUGACAUCGCUUUGGAAACAUGUAACAUUCAAAGUUCAUCCUUUGAACUGCUUAAUAGGUCAUUCAGGAACGCAUUAUUCCCCAUUUUUUAUUUAUUCCCUGAACAAAAGAAUACAUGAGUACAAUCCAGGUGUUUGUUGAUCUGAGACUGUAGAAUAUAAAAAGUGAUAUUCUGUUGUUACGUGCCAUGACAAGAAAGCAGCAUUGCUUACAAUAUCUAAGUCUGCUGUUGACAAAAGACUCGAGGAACGAUUCAGAAUAAGUGAAUUCGGAUGUUAAGACUGUGCCUGUAUGAAGUGUAGCAUAUAUUGACUCUGCAAAGCAACCUACCCUUCAGUUUUUAUGCCUUAUUUGCUUAUUUAAACAAGACACUCCUGUCCACCACCUUUCAGUAUACUGAAUUCCCAUGAGAUGAAACUACACCGUCUCUGUUGUCAGAUCAGCAGGCUAAUUUGAUCAGCUACUGUAGCUAAGUGUCGUAGCAUCAUAUAAACCAGCAGACAAUGCAGCGCCCUUGGGGCUCCCCUACUGCUUUGAGACGUCCGCUGCGCUUGACGUCGAUUUUUUUUCCCCAUCAAACACAGCGUACACUCUUUUUGCAUGUAUACCGAGAACAUUAAUCAUUGCCGAUACUGUAAGUAACACGUUUCCGUAUCAGCUUGUGAUUCUGACAUCAUCUGGCAGCUCAGCCCGGACAGCCUUUCUCUUCUAAUGCACCACUCUGUGCAUGUUUGACCAGCACUGCGACAUUGUGUGAGCACCGUCACAGUUUUUUCCCUGGAGAAAAAGAUAGACUGGAUGCACUGGCUGUGUGAAGAGAGAAUUAUAUACGGCAUGAGAAUAUGAGACCGAUACGCAGAAUGGAAAGCAGGCGCCAGUGCUGGAGCACUUUGAUGAGAUACUGCUCACUCCUCUGGCCAACCUGUUCAUUAAAACAAUUGAUGUCAGCUCAAUUUCUCAGAGUGCUGACCCAGGAUCGUCAUUUCCUGGCCUCUUGUAUUGAUUUUGUUCACCAUGUGACAUAAAACAGAGCUGGUCAAGAAAUGGCACUUUCACUCUUCAAUGUAUUUUUGACUUUAGCUUCUGUUGUUCAAGGCUCAGUCAUACUUGAUGUUCUCAUGAUAUGCACUUCAUGACCAAAAGUAUGUGGACAAUGCAAAAAUCUUUUUGUUUAGCAGUUGUUGUUUUUUUUUUUUUCUUUCUUGUUUUCCCUUAAAAAUAUAAUCUAAGACAAACACCAUAUACAUUCACUGAAGAAACUAAACACUGUAGGAUAAUUAUUUUCCAAAUUUUGCUUAUUUUCAAUGUUUUUCUUCUGUUAAACCUCAUGUGGUUUUGUUUACACUUAAAGCAAGAUGAAAUAUAAUAAUAAUAAUAAUAAUAAUAAUAAUUACAUAACUGUUUUUUUUUUUUUUUUUU
Messenger RNA from Labeo rohita (rohu), 4085 nucleotides. RefSeq names its product ST6 (alpha-N-acetyl-neuraminyl-2,3-beta-galactosyl-1,3)-N-acetylgalactosaminide alpha-2,6-sialyltransferase 3 (gene st6galnac3). Gene Ontology annotation, biological process: ganglioside biosynthetic process; oligosaccharide metabolic process. The transcript has 5 exons. The record is from RefSeq and is a predicted model, not a curated record. Gene Ontology annotation, molecular function: alpha-N-acetylgalactosaminide alpha-2,6-sialyltransferase activity. NCBI's taxonomy places the organism in Eukaryota, Metazoa, Chordata, Actinopteri, Cypriniformes, Cyprinidae. The coding region runs from base 180 to 1091 and encodes 303 amino acids.